Molecule: messenger RNA, 1843 nt
Organism: Caenorhabditis elegans
Lineage: Eukaryota; Metazoa; Nematoda; Chromadorea; Rhabditida; Rhabditidae
Source: RefSeq
AUGAGCAGUAUGUCAAAUAAAGAAAUCGAAGAUAAUGAGGAUGUAUGGAAGGAAAGAUGUAUGAAUUGUAUUCGAUGUAACGAUGAAAAGAAUUGUGGAACAUGUUGGCCGUGUCGAAAUGGAAAAACUUGUGAUAUGCGGAAAUGUUUCUCAGCGAAAAGAUUAUAUAAUGAGAAAGUAAAAAGACAAACCGACGAAAAUCUGAAGGCUAUAAUGGCAAAAACAGCACAACGAGAAGCCGCUCAUCAGGCAGCCACAACCACAGCACCAAGUGCUCCGGUGGUAAUUGAGCAACAAGUUGAAAAGAAGAAGCGAGGACGAAAGAAGGGCUCUGGGAAUGGAGGAGCUGCUGCUGCUGCACAACAACGGAAGGCUAAUAUUAUAAAUGAACGAGAUUAUGUACCGAAUAGGCCGACGAGGCAACAGUCGGCUGAUUUGAGAAGGAAACGGACACAGUUGAAUGCAGAACCCGAUAAACAUCCUCGUCAAUGUCUCAAUCCGAAUUGUAUUUACGAAUCUCGAAUCGAUAGCAAAUAUUGUUCCGAUGAGUGUGGAAAAGAGCUCGCCAGAAUGCGGCUCACUGAAAUUCUACCGAAUCGCUGUAAACAGUACUUUUUCGAGGGCCCAUCCGGUGGGCCGCGCAGUUUGGAGGACGAAAUCAAGCCGAAACGGGCUAAAAUCAAUCGAGAAGUUCAGAAAUUGACGGAAUCCGAAAAGAAUAUGAUGGCAUUUUUGAAUAAGCUCGUCGAGUUCAUAAAGACACAGUUGAAACUUCAACCGUUGGGCACAGAGGAGAGAUAUGAUGAUAAUUUGUACGAAGGCUGUAUCGUGUGUGGUCUCCCGGACAUUCCCCUCCUAAAAUACACAAAACACAUUGAGCUGUGUUGGGCUCGAAGCGAAAAGGCAAUCUCAUUCGGAGCACCGGAGAAGAAUAACGACAUGUUUUAUUGUGAAAAAUAUGAUUCGCGAACGAAUUCUUUCUGUAAACGGCUGAAAUCUCUGUGCCCAGAACAUCGAAAACUGGGCGAUGAACAGCAUUUGAAAGUGUGCGGUUAUCCGAAGAAAUGGGAAGAUGGAAUGAUUGAGACGGCGAAGACAGUUUCAGAAUUGAUUGAAAUGGAAGACCCAUUCGGUGAGGAAGGCUGUCGAACGAAGAAGGACGCGUGUCACAAGCAUCACAAAUGGAUACCAUCGUUGAGAGGAACUAUUGAGCUGGAACAAGCUUGUCUGUUUCAGAAAAUGUAUGAGCUGUGCCACGAGAUGCACAAAUUGAAUGCUCACGCCGAAUGGACAACGAAUGCUCUGUCGAUUAUGAUGCACAAACAGCCGAAUAUUAUUGAUUCCGAGCAAAUGUCCCUAUUCAACAAGUCCCAAUCCACGUCAUCAUCCGCCUCGGCUCACGGAGCAACGACACCAAUCAGCUCAACAUCAUCAUCAUCAUCAUCAUCAUCAAAAAACGAUGAUGAAAUGGAAGAUACCGCCGAAUUUCUAGCAAAUCUGGCUGUACAGAAGGAGGAGGAGACGCAGAAUAAUUAAAAUUUCCCUAUUUUUUUUAGUUUUUUCCUCAAAACUAUCAUAUUCUUUCAUUUCCGUGGAAUUUCGUAUCUUUUUUCCAAAUCUGAACAACAUUUUUUUCUGUUUGAAUAGGUGUCGUCCUGAAAUAUGGCGGAGAGAGAGAGAGUGAAGAGACGCAGACACUCUAACGACACGUUGCGUAUAUUACACGAAGCACUGGCUUUUUCAUUCGUUGUUCUUCAAAAUUUUUAUGAUUUUUAUCUUUUGAACAAAAAACUUUUAUUCCAAAAAAAAUCCUUAAAAAAUUUAAAAAAAAACACCAAAAAAA